Messenger RNA from Mercenaria mercenaria, 1226 nucleotides. RefSeq lists its product as uncharacterized. The record is from RefSeq and is a predicted model, not a curated record. The coding region runs from base 191 to 676 and encodes 161 amino acids. Lineage: Eukaryota; Metazoa; Mollusca; Bivalvia; Venerida; Veneridae. The transcript is spliced from 4 exons.
GUCACUUAUUUAAGAAACUACGUAAACAACGUUUAAGGAUGUGUAGAUGUGAUUCAAAUGGUUAACUGUGGUAUUUACCAUCUUGACACGCAUCAUCUACUCCUUUACCUAACCGGAAGAACAAUAAAUUAAUAUUUAUUCAAACAAGAUUUACAACAGUUUGUAAGCUAAGAUAUAGCAAUACAAAGUGAUGGAUAAAAUGUUUUCCCUUGUGGUUUUGUUCGUUUGUGUCACAGUUGUACAUGCUGGGCAAUAUUGUAUAAAGAAAACGCAUGGGUCAAUCUUUGACAGAUCAGUGUACUGCUCAACAGCUUGUUGUGGAGAUAGAUAUAACAGAUACUGCUGUCACAGUGACAGAAAUACAGGUGGAGUCAUCGUAGGAAUUGUGCUUGGUGUAAUUGGACUUGUAGCAGUGAUAGUGUCAGUGUUGGUUGCUGUAUUCUGUUGCUGUCGAAAAACCAGAGGACAGACCGGACAAGUGUGUCAACCAGCAGGUGUUACAACAACAGUACCGGUGUAUGGUGUGCAGACUACCGCUGUAGGUUAUGGACAAGCUGGAUAUACAAAUGCUGCGUUUCCGCAACAAAUACAAACAACAAACAUGCCUGGUUCAGCAGUUAAUUCCCAGAAAUGGCAACAACCCCCACCUUCAUACAAUACUGUCGUCACAAGUUAAAUCUCAUAUGUGGGAAAAAUGGUCAUAAUAAUAAUUUCAUUGACUUCAUUUAUAGACGAUAUCAAAUUCGGCUAAAAGUCAGUCGUGCAUGCGUCAAAGAUUAAACUAUUGUACAUAACAGUGGUCAUCAGAAUUUUCAAAAUUUAUCUUCAUACUUGACAUACGUAUAUUCGUCGUCUUGUAUUUGGGCAGUGGAACUAAAAAUGCAAACUUCAAAUAGGCACUACCUAUUUACUUGGCUAUGGAGGUCCCCAACUUUCUUCCAAUAGUCGAGCUAAAAGCACAGCUUUUUAUUUGUAUUGGUUCAAUUAUUUUUCUGCGAACUUAACAAAACUUGAUUAUAAGUGAGGUUGUGAUGACGGCUGAUGAUAUCAUUUAAUUUAGUUUAUUUUGUUUGUGUAGAUUUCUAUUCCUUUUUAAAUUGAUCACGCUGCAAUAGGAGGAUAUAUAAUAAUCAAUUAAUAAUUUUCGUUUCUCAUGCAUUUUCAUGUGUUAUCUUAUUUUUUUACUAUUAAUUUUAGCUUUUAAAUAAAUGUUUUACUCCAAACUA